Messenger RNA from Salvia miltiorrhiza (redroot sage), 1116 nucleotides. RefSeq lists its product as uncharacterized. NCBI's taxonomy places the organism in Eukaryota, Viridiplantae, Streptophyta, Magnoliopsida, Lamiales, Lamiaceae. The transcript has 3 exons. Bases 52 to 1101 code for a protein of 349 amino acids. The record is from RefSeq and is a predicted model, not a curated record.
AACAAAGCCAAGGUUGAGGCGUCCAUCGCCAAUGCAUACUUACUUGCAGAAAUGUCAACCUUCUCUUCGUUUUACUUUGAAGAUCAAAUAUCUACAAAGUGGACAACUUUGCCUCGCAAUAUUGAGAUGCCCGUUGCUGAAAAUGAUGAUCCUCUUUGUCUCGCCAUAUUCAAACCUAUUGGGCGUUCACUUGGCCGAGGGACGAAGAGAUACAUGGAUGAGCGCGAAUGGCAUGCUGCACACAUGUAUAUUUUGAGCAAUUGUGCAGAGGUUGCAGAGACAUAUAGCAAGAUCUUCAAGGAGGAAAAACGAUAUGCAAAUCCUUACAUGACUGAUGUAGAGUUUGAAGUCGUGUUUCACAACGAGUUUAUUCUGUGGUUUAACCAUUACGUUUGUCGUCCUUGUAACGACGAGUUGAACCCUUAUAUUAGGUCGCUUGCAGCUGGACCAUUAAGGGAGAUUGAAACAUACUCCGGCUAUUUCGUGAAUGGCUACAGGUUUCACACAACUGAUCAUGAUAGAGAGAGUGCGACUGUGAACAGUGGCGUUUGCAUAAAAGGUUCGGUCUAUGGUAGUGAUAGAGAUGUGCUAGACUUUUAUGGGCGUCUGCAAGAGGUUUGCGUGCUGGAGUAUCCGGGGUAUCCAAUUAAGCAGACAGUCUUGUUCAACUGUGAAUGGUUUGACUUGUCGGCUCAGGGAACUUCUAUUGAUACAGACUUCAAGUUAGUUUCACUGAACCACACACGAAGAUAUAAGAAGUAUGAUCCCUUUGUUUUGGCGAGUCAAGUAGUUCAAGUGUUUUACUGUCCCUAUCCCAGUACGAACCAAUCAAAGAAAAAUUGGUGGUCAGCAUGCAAAGUCAACGCAAGAUCUAAGGUUGAAGUGUCUACUGCAGCAUCUACAUCAACAUUAGAUCAACCAUUUCAAGAAGAAGUGGUUACUAUUAUGCCUACUCACACAAGUGUAGGCAUUGAACAACCACUUCUCCUUCAUCCCCUCGGUGGAGUCGUUGAGAUUGAAGAUGACGAUGAAGCAGAAGACGAUGAUUCCCCGUUGACAUCUAACGAUAAUGAUGAUGAUAGUAGUGAUGCUUAUGAAUAAAUGUAAAUGCACAUU